Molecule: messenger RNA, 1530 nt
Organism: Parastagonospora nodorum SN15
Lineage: Eukaryota; Fungi; Ascomycota; Dothideomycetes; Pleosporales; Phaeosphaeriaceae
Exons: 3
Coding region: 1-1530 (509 amino acids)
Source: RefSeq, a predicted model, not a curated record
AUGGAAUCUUUCUACACCGCGCGAUAUCUUCUCAACCGCAUCCCAUCGAAUAUCCUACCCACUGCGCAGCCCUUGAGUACCAACGAGCUCACACACCCGAGAAGCCCAAAUAUCGCCCAAGACUGCAGCAUGUUCAAGCGCAAGCGAGAUCUUGGCGAAGAGGAGGCCGGCAGUUCACGCCAGUACAGAGACCUCCAGAUUCAGAGGAGGAAGGCUCUCAUUCUCUCAGAGCUGUACGGAGUCGGCCUGGCGGACGGCUCGAUCGGCGUAUACUUUAUGACCAUGGAAGCCGCGGCAGUCCGGAAGGAUGAGGACGAGGAAAAGCAAAAGGAUGAUGAGAAGAGUGACGAAGACGACGAGGAAGAAGGAGAGGAUGAGGACAACGGGGAAGGACAGAACGAGGACAACGGGGAAGGACAGAACGAGGACAACGAGGAAGAAGAAGAAGAACAUGAAGAAGACCAGCUUUUGAUUCUUACACAUCUAGAUGACCCUAGCAAUGAAGACUGCUAUGUUGAAGUAACUGAGGAACCUCUCGAGCAUCGGCUGCUAGGCAUCGGCCGACAGACCAAGUGGGUGCCACCAGAGCAAUCACCUCUAGCAUGCCCAUUAUCUCGAGAGCGAGAAGCUGCACUCGUCGCACUUCAGGUGGAGCCAUUCGAGACCCCGAAAGCAGUCGGCUUCCCUACGAGUACCGGAGCGCAAAAGCAUACUGUCCCAAAAGGUGUGUCGUCUGACGCCGCCUACACGCCGAACCUAGAGUGUAUCAUUGACAAUACAGGCGCUCAGAAGGGUAUUGCGAGCACAGGUGUCGAUCCGGACACUGAAUAUGCCGGGGACGUCAUGCUGUUCCCAACGGUAGACUGCGUGAUGAAAGGCAUGGACCUCCAACGCGUUCUCAUCUUUAACUGCGACGAGGACGAGACCGCUAUGGAUGCCAAAAUACUGGCCAUAGUAAAUGACCAACCUGCAGUACCAAAAGAAGGCGCGGCAGCAAGUUUGCACUUUGCACUGCCGUUGGACAUCCGUGGAACUCAAGCUUUUACUUCCACUGCUCGGAAAGUCGUACGUCUCGCUUUCAGCUCACUCAAGACAUCGGAAGAGCCUACUUUUGAACGAGGCACGAAGCUGCCCUUGAAGAAGCACGAAGCUUUCGGUAUGGUACUCUCAAUCCAAGAGGAACACGCCACACUCCCUCUUCCAAACGACUCACCACCCUUAGAAUCAUCCGCAUCGACGGCACAUCCCGUUACAAAUCCCAAUAUAUCAUUGCCCCUGCAGGUCAUUAUCCAGGGCAGUGGCAUACCGCGCAGUCUCCGCCAGCUUGAAAUCAUCGUCGAAGGUUUGGCAGAAGGGCUGGAGUUAGCGCCAGAACCGAGCUACCUUGACAUGAGAGGCGGGAAGAAGUUCGACCUUGAUAAGGAAAUUGCUCGAUACAAUUUGCCAUUCCAUGGCUGCCAUCGUGAGCCUGUUGACUACACUGGGAGGCUUUUGAGUUUGUUGAAUAUCCACGGGCGCUGGAGGGAUUAA